Molecule: messenger RNA, 17898 nt
Organism: Lepisosteus oculatus (spotted gar)
Lineage: Eukaryota; Metazoa; Chordata; Actinopteri; Semionotiformes; Lepisosteidae
Source: RefSeq, a predicted model, not a curated record
CACUGCGCACAGCAAAUAAAUUGUGCGGCGAAGCGUAGGCUGUGUUGUGACGUUCAGAAACGGAAAGCUGCAACUUUGCACUCCCUGUUCAGAGAAAACGAAAGUUUAUUUUCAGUUACCGCACACGGGUUGCGGUAAGAUUUUCGUAGCAGAGAAGACACGGAGAACGAACAGCUAUUUCGCAGAGAAAAGUGGUGGUGUAAGCAUUGCUGUGUCACAGUGCCAGGACCCUGGGUUCGAGUCCAUACCUGACGUGUAACAGUAUACGCGCGUGGUUUGUACAGUACGUGGGUUUUGGAUGAGUGCUCUGGUUUACUCCCACGGCUCUAACACAUUCACAGUGUUAGGUUAAUGGGAUUCUGGGAAAGCUGGCCCUGGGACUCUGAUUCGAGACUUUUGUACUGAAACUGGAACAUGAAGUGCUCAGACUGUGGACAUGUAGCAGCGGAGCAAAAUGCUAAAUUCUGCAGUGAAUGCGGGAAGAAACUUUCACAAUCUCAAGCUCCCAGCCAAGGCAAGACGCCCCCGGUACUGGAAGAUCAAUUGGAAAGAGGAGAUGAGCAGAGGACAGACAGUGAGCCAUCAUCUGUGGACAGCACAACGAUGCAGCACAACGAGCAGAAACGGCACAGUGAGGAUGAGGACUGCCCAAAGAAGAAGAGGAAAAAAAAGAAGGAUAAAAGGAAGAAAAGCAAACAGUCUUCCUCUCUGGAGUCUGAGGAAAUGGCGACGGAGCUUUCUGACAUCUCCUUGGCUGACAAGCCCACCUCAGCAGUCGAAGAGGAAGCAGUGCCCUCUGACAGCGAGGAUGAGUCUGGUGCAAUGGAUGACACUGCUGCUUUGGUACAGGAAGCAGGCAGAUCUACUCAACCUGUAAACACCAACACGGCUUCUCAGGAGCCUUGCCCAGGCAGUCCUGCACAGGUUCAGAAAACCAGAAAGAUGUCUGACUGUGCACCCUUUGAAAAAGCUACACGGGAGACUGUGAAGACCAACAUACCACCUCGUGUGCCGGCUGGAAGCACUGAAACGAGCGCAGAAGGCAGGGACUCCUCUUUUAUUCCAUCUCAGGAGCAAACAGGAAGUGUUGUACCCAGCACAGAAGGCAGCAGCUCCUCUCGCUGUAGCCAUCACUCCACACCAGAGGCUUCUGCGUCUUCUCCAGGGGCCGUGCAGAAGCCAGCGGAGCCUGAGAGACAGAAAAACCCUGAGCUUGAGCAGCACACAGAAAGCAGCAACUCCUCUCUCAUUCCACCUCAAGCGCAGACUGGAAGCACUGAACAGAGCAGAGAAGGCAGCAACUCCUCUCCUACUCCACAUCGCGCGCAAACUGGAAGUGCACAACGGAGCACAGAAGGCAGCAGCUCCUCUCACUGUAGCCGAAAUGCCACACGAGAGGCUUCUGCGUCUUCUCCAGGGGCAGAGCCGAAGCCAGCCGAGCCUGCGAGACAGCAAGACCUUGAGCAAAAACCUCAAGCUGCAGGCAAACUUAAACAACAGCAAGCGACGGCCAUGGAUAACAAAAGUGUCAAGAACAGAAAGGAUACCGCACAGUUUCAACGUGGAAACCUUGAUCAGAAUCCUAAUGUAGCUGGGGAACCUAGAGAGACCAGAAAUACUUCUAAAAUACAAGAACAAGAAGAGAAGCAUAUGUCAGGAGGUGACAACAAACAGAAAAGUGAACUGAGCCACAAUAAACAAGAAAAAAAUACAGACAAGGACAAAAAAUAUAAAAAUGAGAAUCAUAAAGCUGAACAGAUGAAAGUACAGGAGGCAUCCUGUCCUGAAGGAAAUCAAGACAAACCUAUCGAAGCAAAGCUUGCAUCUGAAUCUGAAGACAAGAGCCAGCAGGAAAGCGACACUAAUGGAUUUCAGGAAGUGACAGGGAAAAAAAGCAAAAAAAGAAAUAAAAACAAAAAUAAUGAAACUAAUGAACAAACACAAUCAAGGGUAUUUGAACAGCAGCAUAUUCAGCCAGGUGACAGGCUUACAAUUUACUUCCAUGCAGUUCUGUCAAAAGAUUUUAACUUUGACCCAAGCAAACACAAGAUUUACGUUAGAGGUGGAAGUGUGUUUGGAAACUGGAGUUGCAAUGCAGUUGAACUUCAUGUUAUUAAGGAGUUGGAGAAACAUGGAUUCCUCGUUGGAGGACAUCUAGAUGUACCUAAAUCAUCUGUCGUUAAAAAGCCUAUACCAUACAAAUAUUAUUUGUGCUGUAAUGGAAAAGAUGACUAUGAACAUAUUUAUAAAUGGGAUGUUCCCGAGGGUACAAUUGUGAAUCGAUGCCUUUGUAUUGCUGAAAAGGAUGUUUCUCAUCACAAUGAGUGGCAUCAGUUUGACGACAUCAUCUGCAAAAAACCUUCUGAGAACUUUAAACGGUAUUUUACCGUUUCCUACUGGACAGACCAAAGAAAGAGAGAUGUCAGAAAAGGAAGAUUUUUAGCUGGGAACUUUAUGCUAUAUUCGAUUUUUGAUCUUUUGACAGAAUGGAAUGAAACUAAUUUAAAUAACUUCUUCUCUCAGCUCAAAAUGUUUUAUAUGACUUACCAGGACCCCGUGAUAGAUGAAAAUGGACCAAAAAAAUGGUUUUCUUUGAAUUUCAAAGAAAAUGAGGUCCAGUCCUUACUGAAAGAUGCUCUUAUUGGGUUAAUUGGGCCCCAUCUUGAAAAGGAGACGGAAACACGAAUGGUUCACAUUGAAAACCCCAUUAAAGCUGCAGCACUUGUUCUGAUUCUCUGGGAGAAAUAUAACAUACCUCUCAAACCUGAAGAGAGGCAUGUUUUGUGCCAACUUUUGUGCUUCCCAAAACUCCCAAAAGAGCAACAGAUUUCUUUCUGCUGGGAUUUAAAAGAAAGCUUUAAAAGCAUGAAGGCGCUCAGAGACAUUCUUACAAAUUUCUGCAAUGUGGUUAUGAAUGAAAAACAAUUUAGGUCCAUUUUACUGAUUCCUCUGCUCCACUUCUUGAGUGACAUGUGCAAACCUUUUGAACCUAUUGAGUGGAAAAGAGGGAUCACUGCAGAAGAUGUCUGGGGUGGAUUAGAAGGACUCCCUUUCGUUGAUUUCAGAAACAAGAUUUACCAGCACGAAAAGGAUUUACUGGCAUUAAUGGUAUCAAACAAACAUUUGGUGGAUAUUGACAGGAUGCUAACUAGGUCCUGGCUAUGUUUCUUGAAAAUUGAAAACUUCCUUGAAUACGAGAGUGUUUUCAAUCUUGAUUUGUUGGACCUUCUUCAGGGCUUAUUAUACAAGCUGGUCCAGCAUGAGCAUAGACUACAAGAGCCAUUGUUCAAAAUUCUCUCACAUAUUCUGGACAAGCUGAGUGACAAAGAAUCCUGCGUUUAUGAAAUUAACUACCUGAUGGCAUGUCUGAAGGCUGCACUAAAACUCCAGCAAUGUGUAUGUUCUUCAAUAAAGGGACUUUGGAACUAUGAGCUCCCCAUUAAGAGUGUGGAAAUUAUUAUUAAGCUCUCAGACCUUGAAGAACAUCUUCUUCCAGAGGAAAAUGAAGGUACCAAAGAGAACUUGAAGGAACUAAACAUUAAUGAUCUGCUCAGUGAUUCCUUGCAAACAAUGAGACAGUGGAUAAAGAAAACCUUUAUUAACAGAUUGUUGAAAAGCAGCACCUUGAGUAGUGUGUAUGUGUAUUUUCAUAAUGCUCAUGAAAUAAAGAUGUGGAAUGAUGUGAUCUCCUUAAAAUCAAGAAAGGAAAUGUUCUUGUCCAACUGGAUAAGUGCUCACAUGAAAGAUUUUGAAGGAAAGCUCAAACAGGAGACUCCACUCUCUCAGAUUGAAAUUUACUGCAGCAAAAAUGAUGAGAUGAAACAGCUAAAUCCUCUACUUGCCCAGUGCUUUGAGAAUUGUGCCCUGGAAGCUGUUCAUUCAAUAUGUCAGGAAAACAAGGCAGGUGUAUUGUUUGAAAGUCUUCAAAGACAUAAAAUUGGAAAGUUCAGCUCUCUUGUAUCAAAGAUUAUUGAAAAAUCCUGGCCUAUAAGCAAGCAGGGAAAACUACUGGAUGGUUAUGAUGUGAUGGAGCAUUUGCUGACCUGGCCAGCAUCAAAUAACAUCUUCCAAUUGCAAGAUGCAAAUCUGAUUGAAGAACUUACUGAUGAGGCCAAAAGCCUAAUUACUGUGUCAGACUCUGUUUUUUUUGACAUCACUACACAGUUGUUAAGUGGAAACAUACAGAUUAAAUAUCUGAAAAUCAUCCUGCGGAAGAGGGAAGAGUUUCUAACACUCCUUAAAAUAAAGGAGCCAUCAAUCAAUGACAAAAACUGCAAUGAACAUUCCAUGAGGUCAGUGUUGCAGUGGCGUGAGGCCGAACUGGAUGCUCUGUUAAGUGAAAGGACCUGGGUUGACAGCCUUUUGAAGAUGUGCAGUAAAAUUCAUGACUUUGUGAAUGUGGAUGUCGAGGAACUGGAGGAACGACACCUCUAUGACAUUGAUUUGGAGAAGCUAUGUGAAGUUGUUGUUGUACUUCAGCUUGAUCAAGCUGCUGCCAAUGAUGCUGGGACUGUUAUAUAUUUUCAGCUUGAUGAGGAAAUGAGACAGAUGGCCAAGACCAUUCACACAUUUAAAGACAGCUAUAUUUUCCAAAUGUGCUGGGAGAAUCAGGCAAAAACUCUGUCUGUAACAGAUCUAGAAACAGAGGCGUUUGAACCAGACCCUGAUCUGAUUAUCACAAUGGACAAUAUAAAUGAGGAAAUAUUUACACCUUGCUUUGAUAAAUAUCAGCAUAUCUAUAGUAGCAUGCAGACUGGUACUCUUACUUUAGGUGAUGUUGACGAAAUCUUCAGAGACUAUAAGGAUCGCUAUGAUGAACUGGGCAAAGAUUUCCUCAUCAUGAGUAAACUGAACUUGUCUCAUGACAGAAAGUGGAUUAGAAUUAAGAUCCAGCAAAUAAAGCAAUACCAUCAGCUCCAUUUAGCUGUAGAAUCAGCAAAGGUCAUCAUGGAAGUGAAAAAAACACUUAAUCUAAAUGGGGAUUUCCAUGUCCUACAGACAUUACUGGAUGUGAUGCAUGCAGACUUUAAGGGAGAAAGCUUGGAUUGCAUUGACGCUGAGCUAAUUAAAGCUAAAGCCAUUUUAGUGGACAUCACAGAGGCUCGUAGAAAAUGCCUGCAAGAACUAGGGCAACGUGUGGUCUUUGUCACCUGGGUCAAAGAAGCUCUAGAGGAUAUUAAUGAAUUGAAGGUAUUUGUUGACCUGGCAUCAAUCUCUGCGGGGGAGAAUGACCUGGAUGUGGAUCGUGUGGCUUGUUUCCAUGAUGCUGUUCUGGGAUACUCUUCCAUGCUGUAUGAUUUGAAGCCAGAUUCUGGUUUCAAUGAGUUUAAGGAAGUGCUAAAGAAAUUGUGGAAAGCCCUUGAAAACGAUCAUAACCUCCCCAAAAAAUUGUGUGACACAGCACGCCACCUGGAGUGGCUGAAAACGGUGAAGGACAGCCAUGGCUCAGUGGAACUGUCCUCACUCUCUCUGGCUUCAGCCAUUAACCAGAAAGGCAUCUAUAUCAUUAGCUCGCAAUACCAGAAGAAGGUAAAUUUGGACACUGCCCUCCAACUCAGGAUCACAGAGGAGCAUGAGGAUGGCCAGGACGUGCGCUGCUAUUCCCUGGAAGACCUGAAGGAGCUGCAGAACAAGCUGAUGCUGAUGUCAGGGAAAGGAGAGCAGGGGCAAUGUGAAGUGGAGCGCUUUGCAGAGGUAUUUUCCAGUGUUCAGAGACUUGCUAUGUCAUUUAUUGAUCUACAUGCUGCUGGGAACAUGCUCUUCAGAGACUGGGAAGCUAAAAUUAACUGCAGUGAGCACAGUGAGGCUUGUAUCAUCAUGGACUUCAACCUUGAAAAUACAAUUGGGGAGAUAAUGUUCUCUGGAGCAGUGGUAGAACAACUUCCGGAUCUCUGCAAGAAAACUGAGAAAUACUUGAGGUUCUGGAAAGAGUUCAUGGACAGGAAGAGAUCCCAACAUUACUUCCUCAACUACUACACUGCAGAGCAGAUUGUCUAUUUGUGCAAAAAACUGACUCCAGACAAACAGGACAGUCUUGAAGACCAAGUUCUAAUGUUGCUUUCCUUCAUUACACCCAAUUGCACAGUCAGUGAUAUAAGGGAAUGCUGGCACAAGUGGCAGUAUGAUGAUCUUAAGGAUAUCUCUCAGCCAGAUGAAGAGAUGGACUUUCAGACAUUUGUUGAUGAAACCAACAUGGAAGUGGAUAUUUUCCUGGGGAGCAAGGAAGGUACUUACACCCUUGAAGACCUGCCAGCUUUACUGCACAGUGCCAAGGGGGCAGAGAAGCUGGAUCUGGUGUGGAACUUUUACAUGAGAGACAUGAAGCAUUUUCUGCCCAAUUGUAUAGACAUCGGAACACUUGGGAAGCUGCUGGAAAUUCUAGCUACCAAAGAAGACAAGGAGAAGAAGACUGUCCAAAGGAAUUUGCCAAAUGGCCUGCAGCAGGGGUGCCCAAACCUCAUAAUUUGCCCACAUGAUGAAAUUUUGACAUCCUGUAUUUGCAUCUACAUGAGCAGCAUGGAUGAGGACCUUCCUACCUAUGAUGAGGUGCUCCUCUGUUCAGCCAGCACCCCGUAUGAGCAGGUGGAGAUCUUCCUGAGGAGGUGCCUGACUGAAGGUUAUAAGGGAAAGAAGAUUUAUACCAUGUUGUACGCAGAUGAACUGAGCUAUGACGUUAGCUACAGAUUUGAGCAGUUAUUUCAGAGGCUAAAGAUGGAGUGCAGGGGGGAUUACAGGCUGGUGAUCAUCUGCAACUCUGACAGGGAGCACUUUUACAUUCCCUCAGCCUUCAGCCAGCACAAGGUGCACAUGAUCCCCCAUGAGCGUCUGGACAAAGUUCAGGCCUACCUCUCCGGGCACUACACUGUUUCCACAGAGGUGCCAACUGCAGCGUCGGUUUUUAAGGACAGAAUGUUUGUAGGAAUUGUGUCCUCCAAAAGGGCUGGAGUUGGCAAAUCCCUGUAUAUCCGGAGGUUGCAAGAAAAACUGAAACAAAGCACAAGAGAUAAGAGUGCAUUGCUGAAGUGUAUUCGCCUAAUUGAGCCAAGAGUCAAUGAAAAUGCCAUCCUUCAGUCCUUGUUGAACACACCCAAGAAGAAGAAUCAGCUAACAAUCUUUCAUUUUGAUAUCACAUCUUCAGUUCAGAAGGGCCUGUAUGAAUUUCUCUUCACACUGUUAGUCUUGCACUAUUUAAUGGACACGGAAGGGCACAUGUGGAAAUGCAGCAAUAAGCACUUGUAUGUCAUUGAAAUCCUGGAGACUUCAGGAGGACUGCCCAGAAAAUCUUCAAGAAAUGUUUCUAAAGCUCAGUAUGUCUUUCUGGACAUCUUCCCUAAAAUAUUUUGCCGACCCCCUAAAGAGGUACUUGAGUUGGAGAUGAGGAUUCAAGAUGACAGGAUGACAGAUGUCAGUGACCCACUCAUGGAUGACCAAGAAUUCAGAAGUGAAGCCUAUCAAAGACCCUAUCAAUAUCUGACACGGUUCCAUAAUAAGAUGAACCUUGACAGCUUCACCUACAGGGGUGUUGAGGGAACACAUGUAGAAUGUCUGCAGAUGUUUUUUGUCUAUUGUGGCAUAUUGGAUCCUUCAUGGGCAGAGCUGAGGAAUUUUGCUUGGUUUCUUAAUCUUCAGCUGAAAGACAGUGAGACAUCUGUGUUUUGUGAUGUCAACUUCACUGGCGACACUUUGCAAGGUUUUAAGAACUUUGUGGUCGACUUCAUGAUUAUGAUGGCCAAGGAUUUCGCUACCCCAUCACUCAGCAUCUCUGAUCAGAGCCCUGGGAGGCAGCAAGUUGAUCUAGCUGGGGUCAACGAGGAAGACCUAGCUCCUUUCCGCAUCAGGAAGAAGUGGGAGUCGGAGCCCCACCCCUAUAUUUUUUUCAAUGAUGACCACAUUUCCAUGACGUUCAUUGGUUUUCACCUUCGGUUAAAUGAUCAAAAUAUGGUCGAUGCCAUUGAUCCAUCAACACAGAAAAUUAUUAAGAAAAACAUCAUGACUAAGCAACUAUAUGAUGGCCUUAGGCUUCAGAGAGUCCCUUUCAAUAUUGACUUUGAUAAGCUCCCUCGAGGUGAAAAGAUCGAACGUCUUUGCAAUGUGCUUGGCAUUCAGUGGCCUCUGGACCCUGAUGAAACCUAUGAACUCACCACCGAUAACAUCUUAAAAAUGCUUGCAAUCCACAUGCGGUUCAGGUGUGGCAUUCCUGUCAUAAUCAUGGGGGAAACAGGCUGUGGAAAGACCAGGCUUAUCAAAUUCUUGUGUGAACUGAGGAGGAGUGGAGCUCCCUCACAAAACAUGAAACUUGUCAAGGUUCAUGGUGGGACAAGUGCAGAGAUGAUUUACACCAAAGUUAGAGAAGCAAUGUCCUUGGCUUUAAUCAAUAAGGAAGAAUUCCUUUUUGAUUCAGUCCUCUUCUUUGAUGAAGCCAACACAACAGAAGCUGUGAGUAGUAUCAAAGAGAUCCUUUGUGACAAUACAGUUGAAGGAGAACCGCUCUGUCAAAACACAGGCCUUCAGAUUAUUGCGGCAUGCAAUCCUUACAGGAAACAUACAGAUUUGAUGAUUCAGCGCUUAGAGUCGGCUGGUCUGGGAUACAGAGUGAGAGCUGAGGAGACUGAGGAUAAAUUGGGUUCCAUCCCACUUCGACAGCUUGUGUACAGAGUGCAGGCACUACCUCCAAGCAUGAUCCCUUUGGUGUGGGACUUUGGGCAGUUAAAUGACCAAACUGAAAGAAUGUACAUUCAGCAAAUUGUUCAGAGAGUCAUUCAGACCAUUUCAGUUCAUGCUAAUUACAUCAAAAUGAUUACAGAGGUGUUGUCUUGCUCACAGAUUUACAUGAGGCAGAUGAAGGAUGAAUGCAGCUUUGUUAGCUUGAGGGAUGUGGAACGCUGCAUGCAAGUCUUUGUGUGGUUUUACAGAAACCAUACAAUGUUGCUGGAAGAGCUGCAUGCAUUUGAAACCAAAGAUCACAAUCAGCACAAUGAUCACAAUACAAGAGAUCCAGUUGUCUGGUCCCUGAUUAUGGCAGUGGGAGUAUGCUAUCAUGCGUGCUUGGAAAAGAAGGAGAAAUACAGGAAAAAAAUCUGCAAGCACCUUCCUGAAACAAACACCCAUGUAAAAGUAAUGCAAGAAAUCUCUCUCAUGCAGGACCUGCUGUUGAGUGGUGUACCUUUGGGUAAAACAAUAGCAAAAAACAAUGCUUUAAAGGAAAAUGUCUUCAUGAUGGUAAUCUGCAUUGAACUACGGAUCCCCCUAUUCUUGGUUGGGAAACCAGGAAGCUCCAAGUCAUUGGCAAAGACCUUAGUUGCAGAUGCAAUGCAGGGCCAUGCAGCACACUCAGAGCUGUACAAAAAGCUGAAGCAAAUUCACUUAGUUUCCUUCCAGUGCAGCCCUCACUCAACCCCAGAAGGCAUCAUUAAUACAUUCAAGCAGUGCGCACGCUUCCAAGAGGGGAAGAACCUAACAGAGUAUAUAUCAGUGGUAGUUCUGGAUGAGAUCGGCUUGGCAGAAGAUUCACCAAAAAUGCCCCUGAAAACCCUUCAUCCUCUCCUGGAAGAAGGGUGCAUAGAUGAUGAGCCUCUGCCACACAAAAAGGUUGGCUUCAUUGGCAUCUCCAACUGGGCCUUGGACCCUGCCAAGAUGAACCGAGGUAUUUUUGUGUCCCGUGGAGAUCCAGAUGAAAAAGAGUUGAUUGAAAGUGCAAAGGGUAUCUGUUCUUCGGAGCCGAUGAUUCUGAAGAAGGUUCAGGGCUUCUUUCAAGUUUUUGCCAGGGCUUAUCUGAACAUUUGCAAAGAACAGGGCAAAGAGUUCUUUGGCCUGCGGGAUUAUUACAGUUUAAUAAAGAUGGUGUUUGCGAUGACCAAGGCCUCUGAUCAAGAACCCAGUGCCAAGCAGAUUGUGGAGGCGGUGCUGAGAAACUUCAGUGGCAGAGAUGAUGUGGACACUGUGGCUGCUUUCACUUCUAAGCUGAAGGAGAAUCCAGAGAUCAGUACCAUGGAGCUGGUGAGGCAGAACAUUGAGGCCGUUGGUCAGGAUGACGAGUGCCGAUACCUGCUUGUCCUCACAAAAAACUAUGCUGCUCUUCAGAUACUUCAGCAAACAUUUUUCUCAGACCAGCACCAACCAGAAAUAAUCUUUGGUUCCAGCUUCCCAAAAGAUCAGGAAUAUACCCAGAUUUGUCGCAAUAUCAACCGUGUCAAGAUCUGCAUGGAAACUGGUCGGACAAUUGUCCUUCUAAACUUGCAAAACCUCUACGAGAGCCUGUAUGAUGCACUAAACCAAUACUAUGUCUGUCUUGGUGGGCAGAAGUAUGUGGAUUUGGGGCUGGGGACUCAUCGUGUGAAGUGCAGGGUGCACAGAGAUUUCAGGCUCAUAGUCAUUGAGGAGAAGGAAGUGGUCUACAAGCAGUUCCCUAUCCCCCUCAUUAACAGGCUGGAAAAACAUUACCUUGACAUCAACACUGUCCUCAAAAGUGACCAGAAGCAAAUUGUGAAAGAGCUGGAGAAAUGGGUUAAAGAUUUUACUGCACUGAAUUUGCAGCACUCACUCAAUCCCCAGGCACAUAAUUACGUUCCAUCUGAUGUCUUUAUUGGCUACCAUUCUGACACCUGCGCUUCUGUGGUCCUGCAAGUGACAGAAAAACUAAAGGGGAACUUGGGAGCCUCGGAAGAACAAAGAAAAGUCCUACAGGAAACCAAACUCGUCCUCCUGAACUGUGCCACUCCAGACUCUGUGGUUCGGCUAAGUAGCACCUGCUUGUCCAACGUGGAGACUGAAGAACUGGCAAAUGCAUACUUCGAGACCCAGAAGCACGAUUCGCUUGCUAGCUUUAUUCUUUCACAUGUGCUGCAGGAGGAAAGGAGUCAGACAUCUUUCACGGAGGUUACAACUUUCUCCAGACUCCUCACCGCAUCUGAUGUUGACAGACUCCUCCAGGAUGUCAUAUCUUUUCAGAAUGUUGAACUCCUUUCCCUGCAGCAGUUUGACACUGAGCACUCCUUCCUCAAAAAGAUCAGGAGUUUUCUGGAUACAAGAUUUGGAAACAAAAUCCUUAUUAUUCAGACGGACUUUGUUGAAGAUUCGCAAAGUAGUAACCUGAUUGCGUCUGCAAAGUAUUCUGCAAUAAAUGAGAUCAAUAAAUCUAGAGAUGAAAUGACAGAGAUUUUAGUGUACUUCAUUACUAAACUGCCACGAAUGGAAGGUGGAACAUCUUAUGUUGGAUUCCAUGGAGGACCCUGGAGGUCAGUCCACAUUGACGAUCUCAGGAAGUCAAAGGACAUUGUCUCUGACAUUACUACCUUGAAGAGUCUCACUAUCAGUCAGCUCUUUGAAGAACGUGAAAAACCCAACAAACCAGAAGCAAUGGAAACAGAUGACACUAAGAUGGAAAGCCCUACGCUGGAAGAGAAUGCCGACUUGGAGGACAUCCUGGACACCACGGCGCUGGUGCGGAGCUGUGUGCAGAGUGCGGUGGGCAUGCUGCGCGACCAGCUCGAGGGGGGCAGUCGCAGCACCAGGAGACUGGAGAUACUGCUGACGCUUCUCGCAGAAAAUGAGGAAACGAAAGCCUCCUUUUUGAAAACCAUGAAGAGACGGCUUCACGCUCUGCUGGUGACGCAUGAUGAAAACACUCCAUCGCCCAAGAACUGGGUGUUCAAGGAGGCGUCGAACAUCGACGCCCUGCAGGAAGGUGGAACCUUCAGACACACUCUGUGGAAGCGAGUCCAGGCUGUGGUCAUUCCAUUCCUGGCCCAAGUCAUCUCCAUGAUUGACCGCGAUUGUAACCUUGACCUCCUGGUUGAUAGCAACUCUGUGGAGUCUGUGAAGAAGCUUUGGUUGGAAAUUUUUGGGAAUUUGAAGUUGCUGUACAUACCUUACACAAAAGUGGACCGCAAUUCCGAGUCCAAGACGAUCCUUGUCCAGAACUACAUGAAGCUGGAUCACAACCUUUGCAGCACAAUGCCUUUCAGCUGGAGGAUCAAGGAUCAUCUCGAUGAGCUCUGGGUUCACGUUCUGCAACGGGAAGGGCACACACACAAUCAGCUUGAGGAGUUCUUCAAGAAAACACCUCUGGGAAGGUACAUUGCAGAUGCUGAUGAGGAAAUGCAGAAAGAGUUUUUCCACAGGUAUCUUCAGGAUUUCAUCUCCAUGACAAUGAAAGUUACUUCUCCAGAUGAACUAAUGCUUCUCCGCAGUGCUCUGCUAUCCUGCGUCAACGAGCUUAAGAUUCGCAGCAAUGCCAACAAGGAAAAAGUAACGUCACUACCCUGGGUUCAUACUGCUUAUCAUGAAUUCAAAACCCGUCUGCAGAACCUCUCAAGAAUGAUCACCAUUGAGCCUCAGGUGGCCCAAUUUCUGCAAAGGAAAAUGCAGUCUAGGGAAGGUGCAGAAAUGGUUCUUGAUGUGUACGCGGCUGUGGCCUGUGUUGAGCUCUUGGAGCCACACAACCUGGACACGGAUGGGCUGUGCCUGGAGUGGCUGAGGAGAGUGAAGAGACUGCAGGUGCCCAUCGAGCUCGUCUGUGCUGAGGAGUGCGUGCAGAACUACGGCUCGAGAAGCCAGGAGCUGGUCAAGUUUGUCCGGAGUGGCUGGAAUCGCAUCUUUUCAUCAUCUCUGUUUGUGGAACAUGUACUGCUGGGAAUUGAAUCCGUACAAAAAGAUCUAAAGGUCCUGGUUGUGACACAUGCUCGCAAGUUGUGGAAAUCUCUGGAGCAAAACUCUGACUUCAAAAUGGAGCAGCCCUUCUUAGCUGUGAUUGAAGUUCUGAAGUCCUGCAAAGAUGAAGCCAGUGAACGUCUUUUCAGGUUUGGAAGACAGCUGUGUGCUGUGUGUCUGGGGGAGCCCACGGACCCUCUGUGCCUACCAUGUGAACAUAUUUACUGCCUGGUUUGUAUAAAACAGUGGCUCCUACCUGGGCAGAUGUACUGUCCUUUGUGCAUGGUAGAAGUGCCACAGAACUUUGAACUGAAGGUGUCCGAAGAUAUAAGACAUCUUGUCCAGUUGUAUGCCCAGUUCAGGAAAAGAUGCAAUGCUUUUUUCAUCGACAUGGUGUCCACUUUAUGUUUCAAAGACAACUCUCCUCCUUCAGACAGUAUUAUUUUGCAUCUUUUGUCUUUCUUGAUGGUCGAUACUAAUGCAGUUCCAAACAUUAAGAAAGGCCGCAGGGUGUAUACCAAAGCUCUCUCACCUUUCAAUGACUCUGUGGACAAAAAUCCUGUAGUCCGAUCAGUGGUGCUCAAAUUUCUGCUGAAGUACAGCUUUGAUGAUGUUAAACGUUAUCUGCAAGAACACUUGUCAUCGGUUGAACAAAGCAAUAUUCUGGAGAAAACGGAUAAAACAAAGCUCUGUGCUUUGUACAUAAACUGUCUUGAGGACUCCAUGUAUGAGAAGACACAGAGUCAAACAGAAUUAGAAACGGUGGCAUCUCUGGAGCAAGAGACUCGGUUCCUGCAAUGCUGUGUUCAAAAUACUGAGGCUGGUCCCGAGAAGAUUUCAAUAGAAUACCUGCAGAGUAUUGCCAGAAUCCGCCUCUGUCUGGACACUGCUGCAUGCUUGCUGGUUAAAGACCUGUCUGGUUUAGCCACAGGAACACAACAAGACCCUGAGGUGUACAGGAGGAUUUCAGCAUUCCUGAAUCAUGUGAUGGAGUUCUGCAGAAGGAGCAAGAAUGACUGGUAUCGCAUUUACAUGAUACGGAAAAUCUGCAAUCAAAAAGGCAUGGAGUUUGUGCAGACACUCCUAACGAAACCAGAGUUUCACUGGUUGUUCCCUGAGGAAAUUGUUCAACAGAAUGAACAUACUGGCCAGAUUGACCAGUAUCUUGUCUGCGGAAUCAAUUACCAGGCUUUCCGAGAUGCAGUUGGUAGGGCAAUGAUCGAGUGCAAAACUGAGGGAAUAGAGGAGGCAAACAAGAAUUGCAGAAGUCCCUUGCAGAAGAAAACAGCACGUCUGCUCCUGGCCAUCUUCAGAGAAGUUACCACACUGUACAGAGCCGCAAACCAAAACGUCCAUCCCAAACCUGAACAAUGUCAAGCAAUUGAGGACUUCAUCAAGGGGUCACAGAUCUUUGGUAGCCCUGAACUGAAGAACCUUGCCACAUCCUUGGUAUAUAACAGGCUUGGAGACCUAUCUGUACGUCCUGAUUGUACCAGUUCAGAGCACGCCAUCACUGAACUCGCCAUUCACUUGACGACAGUUCUGUUAUGUGGACAAGAUGGAAUCCUGACACCCUUGAAACAGCUAGCUUUGGCACCUGUGAACAUGCAGAAUGCCUUCUUACCAACAAUGCCUGAGGACAUGUUGGUAGUAGCUGUUCAAGUCUUAGGGAACUUGCAGUGGUAUUCUUGUCCAAAUGGCCACCCAUGCACUAUUGGGGAGUGUGGACAGCCAAUGGAGAGAAGCCAUUGUGUGGACUGUGGUGCUGUUAUUGGAGGGGACAACCACAGAGCUGUUCAAGGAUUUCAACAAACUAACUUCACUGGGGAUCGCACCCAGACUGGCCAUGUCCUGGGAGACGCAAGGAGGAGAGACAAUCCUGACAUGCUGGACACUAAGAGCAUGUCCCCUGCCCCUUUCAUACUGAUCCGACUCCUCACCCACUUGGCGAUGCUGCUGGGAGCUUCACGUGACCCUCGGUCCAUAUCACAAAUGAUUAAACCUGCUGUGCAAAACCCACAUGUCUUUCUGGUGAACCACCUUGUCAAAGACAUGGAGCAGCUGUCCAGGACUCUGGGGAAGGGCACUGACGACUCAGUGAACAUCGUCCACCUGCUGCUCAGCCGUCUUCUGGAGCCACACCAGGCCCAGCAGUGGCCUGUUCCUUAUGAUAAUAUACUUUCAACAAAAGAAGCACGUAAUGGUUGGGAAACCGUCAUUGCUACAGAAAUCAUCACACCUCAACUCAAGUCUUUGGAACGCAGGCUGAAAGAAGUCAACGACCUGAUCCGGAAAGACUCUCGUGUCUCCUCAAGCCCGAUCAUGAAGGUUAUUUAUGGAGACCCCCACAUAUUUCUGAAGGCUCUGCCUCUGGAUAAGAUUUUCCACUGUUCAGCCAUUUGGAGCUGCAGGGAGAGAGUAUCUGUGCAGAACCUGGCUCACAUUGUCGAGCAGCACGAUGGCAAAGACACCUUGCCAGUGCUGUGGAAGUUCCUGCAGAAGGAGGCUGAACUGAAACUGGUGAAGUUCCUACCCGAUAUUCUAGCCCUGCAGAGAAAUCUGGUGAGGAAGUUCCAGAAUGUGACCGAACACAUGCACAAAACAAUUGGCGACUUUAUUCAAAGUCAGAAAGCAGAAUCACUAAAAGCCUGGUAUGAGACACGAAUCUGCACCUUUUUGACUGUAUGGAACCAACUCAGAGCGUCACUGGUCACUAAUGGUGAAAUUAAGAUAUCUGAAGAUUACUGCAAAGAGGAUCUAAACCUUGACAGUGAAUUCCAAGUGCUUCUGCCUCAGCGCCAUGGUCUGGGACUCUGCUCCACUGCUUUAGUUAGCUACCUGAUCGCCCUCCACAAUGAGCUGGUCUACACUGUGGAAAAACACACAGGCGAGGAGAACAGCUACUCGGUGAGUCCGGCAGACCUCACAGACUUGCAUGUGAUCAAGUAUGAAGUGGAGAAGGACCUGAUUCCCCUCAUCCUGUCCAACUGCCAGUACAGCAUGGAGCAAGGACAGGAGACUGUACUGGAGUACGACCUGCACAAAACACAGCAGCAGAUCCUCAACCACUUCCUGCAGGGGAAGCCUCUCAUUACUUUAACUGGGAUCCCAACACUGGUAAACAGACAAGAUCGAAAUUAUGAAAAUAUCUUCAAGGACGUGAAAGGGAAACUCAUGCAGGAUUCCCUGCCUGCGCUGAUGCUGAAUGCCUUGAGUGGUGAGCUGCAGUCAUAUACUGAUGUUUGCGAAGCUCUCUCUGUUGUGGAGGUGACGCUGGGGUUCUUAGCCAUGACAGGGGGAGAAGCUGAGAUGCAGCUAGUAAAAUAUGUCCAGGAUAUCCUGCAGAUGGGAGACCAGACAGCCCCACACAUCCUGAAGGCAUUAAGCAGGUGCACCCUGAAGCACUCCAUAGCUCUGUGGCAGCUGUUGACCUCACUGAAGUCAGAGUGUAUGUUGCGCUUAAAAAGGGAUCCAUUUUUGGAAAUCUCAAAGGUUUACAAGAAACCUUUACUUGAUGGUGAUAAGAAGCUAUUGACAGGGUUUUUAACCAAGGGAUGUGUAGACACCUUUGUACUAGAGAUGCAUGAAUUUCUCCUCCUGAACCUGAAGAAAGUCAAUGCACCUGAAGAAUUCAGGCCUGACUGGAGCCUGAAACACACACUGGUGUCUUAUAUUGAGCGCAAAGACCUGGAUGUCCCUCCAGACAUGGAAGAGAUCCUUCCCGAGGAAACCUGUCUGUCCCAAUUUGUGGAAACCUGGAAGUUUGCUGUGGCCUUCAGACAAGAACGACACCAAAGAUAAACUUGUGCUGCCUAUUAACUGCCAUCUUAACUAUUGCCAAUAUUUUGUACUUUUAAUAGUGCCUAUGAAACCCCAGCAAUGCAAACUCUUCGCAUGAAUUCCUCUUCCACUGUAUUACUACAGAAGCGCUGAGAAAAUAAUAUGAAGUAUAUGAAAUAAUAUGAAGAAAGAUAAGUGUGUUAUAGAAUCCCCUUCGGAUGUAGCCGUAGAUAAAGCUUUUAGCUGAACACAAUAUUCAUAAGAUAGUUAUCUAGUUAGCAGUAGUUUUCUGUAGAGGGCAGAACUCACCGUGUAGUAAAGCCAAGGUAAGUUUUUUCCCUGUUUUUGAUAGUACUGUAUGUUAAGGUGUAUUUACAAGCAUUUGCUUCAGGGUUUUGUUUACAAAUUUAAACCAAAACUAGAGCUACUGCAGUUUUGAAAGUGUUAUUGCUUAGCUGAUAGGAUAUUCUCAGGGAGUCAGUAAGAUUCAUUUAAGAGCAGUUAGGAGGUCUACAGAUUUAAUAAAGCCUUUUUAGUACUUUAUCCUCAAAUGACCACUGUCUAAGAAUUUGAUUGUGAUCUCCAAGUUUACAGUUUUGAAGCUUGCCUGAUGAUAAUAUGGCACCACUUGAGCAUAAUGUGCUUCCUCUCUUCAGCGGGUUUCAGAAAUGUGUUAGAACCAAGGCAAAGCAUCUUUGCCAUGUAAUUGAAGAUAAGUUUACUGCUUCGGCUGUUUUGUCUACUUUAAUGUGAAAGACACUUGGGACCAUAAAGCCCACAAUUGUCAUUUUGUAAUAUUUAAUUAGUUUUUUUUUAUUUUGUUUACUCUUAACAUUUUCCCCUUGUGCUCUGUGAGCUGAAAGUUUUGUUAAUUUUGUUUGUUGCUUUGGUGUGUUUGAUGCUAUAAUCAUAUGGUCCUGAAUGCAUAAAAAAUAUUGCUGCUGUUAUAAAAAUGAAAUAUUCUGUUUUUAAAUGUUCAACUUUGUUUUAAGUAAUCUUGACAUUUCUUUUCAAGACAUUAAGGAUAUUACAUGAAGAUAAUCUAUCAUAGUAAUUUCUUAUUUUGUUUCAGUGAGGAAUCGGUCAUUGUUAGAUUGUAGUGACAUAAUAUUUGAUAGUUUUGUGCGUUAAAAAAUUGUUAAAAUGAAUGAAACCUUAUUAAUGGGACAAUAAUGACUACGCUGUCCAUUCCUGCUAAUUAAUAACCAUUUAUGGACCAACUUUGUUUAUUACAUUAAAAUCACAGACCAAGAUUCUGUAAAAUACAGCAUAGUGGAGCAAACUGUUGCAAAGAUUGAGUUCAAUUAAAAAGGUGCCUUUAAUCAUAUAAAGUCAGAAAUUAUACAUGCGCUUUUUAUAAUCCAUUCUGUAUGCAGUACCAACAAAUGCAUGUUAUUUCCUAUGUUUAAACUUUUUUUCCCGAGUAAAAUCAAAAUAGAAGAUUAAAAGAUUUGUCAUUUUCCUCUUUUA